Molecule: messenger RNA, 1440 nt
Organism: Topomyia yanbarensis
Lineage: Eukaryota; Metazoa; Arthropoda; Insecta; Diptera; Culicidae
Product: facilitated trehalose transporter Tret1-like
Exons: 2
Coding region: 22-1380 (452 amino acids)
Biological process (GO): transmembrane transport
Cellular component (GO): membrane
Molecular function (GO): transmembrane transporter activity
Source: RefSeq, a predicted model, not a curated record
GUUCAUUUGGAAUUCAAAGUUAUGGUAUAUCAACACUGGAACAAAUACCGCAAUGAGUACUUGGCAUCAGUUGCAGCAACCUUGUCCGUGUUCAUGGUGGUCACCACAAACGCAUGGUCCUCUCCGGCACUACCGAAGCUGCUGUCCGAGGACUCCCCCGUGCCGAUGACAGCCGACGAAGGUUCCUGGAUGGUAGCUAUACAGGCGAUCGGAGCAGUAUUCGGACCGGUUAUCGCUGCUCUGACAGUUGAUCAUAUUGGAAGAAAACUGACACUGCUGGGAACCGUCUUACCCGUAAUAAUCGGUUGGAUAUUGAUUGGAGUAGGCGAUAGGGUCGAGUACCUGUACGUAGCUCGAUUUCUAUUUGGAGUUUCCUACGGUACGGUUUACUCGGUAUCACCAAUCUAUCUCGGAGAGAUAGCUUCGGAUGCAAUUCGUGGAUCUGCCGGUACGUUGAUUACCGUGCUUGCCAAACUAGGGUUUUUGGCGAUGUACUCCGUAGGCCCUUAUUUAGAAUAUAGAACUCUAGCGUGGAUUUCAAUGGUUGGACCAGGAUUGUUCGUCGUGUGUUUCAUUUGGAUGCCGGAGACGCCGUUUCAUCGGCUGGCACGAAACGAUGACGUUUCUGCCGAGAAAUGUUUAUCUUGGCUUCGUCGUUCGGAAAAAGUUUCCGAAGAACUCAUAGCCAUGAAAGCUUCAGUUCUGAUAUCCAAGGAAGAGCGAGGAUCAGUUAUGGAACUUUUCGCUUCAGCCUAUCGAAAUAAUAUGAGGAUCCUUCUGAUUUUAGUGUUCAGUAUGCAAAUGACCGGGUUACUUGCAAUACUUGGAUAUGCACAAACAAUUUUUGAGAAAAUCUCAACAAAUCUAGAACCAGAAGAAAUGUCCAUAGUGCUUGGUGCCGUUCAGAUGGUAGCUGUCAUUUUUCCUGCUGUUUUAGUUGAUCGUAUGGGACGCCGUCCGCUACUUCUACUGUCUACGGCCGGAACCACGCUCGGAUUAUUAAUGUGCAGUAUCUACUUCGCAAUUGAUGACGGUGGAGGUAAUCACGGUUGGAUAGCUUUCGUCUCACUGAUGCUGUACAUUGUGGCCUACGGAUUGGGAUUGGCAACUGUUUCCUUUGCAAUACUCAGCGAAAUAUUUCCGAAGAAUAUUCGAGCAUAUGCUACGGCUGCGUUCGCCAUGCUUAGUGCUCUUAUCGUUUUCGGUGUCGCCAAAAUGUUCCAAAUUGCGCUGGACGAAGUGGGUCCAUACUUGCCGUUUGCGAUUUUCGGUAUCUGCGGAGCUGUUAGCUGGCUGCUGAUAUAUCUGUACAUUCCGGAGACCAAAGGACGAACGCUCGAUGAAAUUCAACGGAUCGUGAGGGGGAAAUCUGUUAGAUAACUUUGUAGUUGAUGUUUUGAAGUGUGAAUUUCGUUCAGUGGAAAAGUAUGGUGCUGCGUA